CAAAUAUCUACCAGAGCUUCUUUCAGUCCCUCAACACGAUUUAUACUCUGAGUGGCCCACCCGUCUACACGUAUCCAACACCAAUUUUCCAAACAUGGUCUGGACAGGACUCAACUGUACAACUAGGGGAAUGGGAAAUUAAGCCUGGUAAAACUUUUUCUUACAUCUUUUAGUUUAAUAAUGAAGUUUUCACUCUGAGUAAUGUUCCCCAAUUCUAUUUUUGCAAUUUCUUUUUUAGGCAAUACAGAUGCAGAGACAGACUCGGAAGCAGAAGGUGAAAGAUCUUCAUCUCUUUUUUCUGCUAUUGAGGCAAACUCAAUCAGUAUCCCUUCAAACAGGCAACUUUCUAGUGGUGAACUUGCAGUGCGAAAGGGACAAGUAAGGAGUUCAGUUGAGAGAGCCAUUGAUAUGAUGGAAAUGUUUGUCUCCAGUGAGGAUGAAGUAGAUGCUGACAAAACCAUCUGUGCCAUGGAAACUGGUGAUGUCCAAGACUCAGGUGAGACAGGUCCAUCUGAAGUACCUGUACAGAAGGGAAUAGAAAAUAUUGAAGCAUCCUGCAGUUGGAUAACAACUUUUUAUAAGAAGAAAAAGAACAGCUCCAUCCACGGCUUCCAAGUCGAAAAGCACCACUACCACUACCUUUACCACGUCCACCGCUACAUCCUCAGGCUCUGGAUUAUCAAAAAAUUAAAAUGUAAUAUAAUUUGA
Molecule: messenger RNA, 708 nt
Organism: Magallana angulata
Lineage: Eukaryota; Metazoa; Mollusca; Bivalvia; Ostreida; Ostreidae
Exons: 4
Coding region: 202-708 (168 amino acids)
Source: RefSeq, a predicted model, not a curated record